Aphidius gifuensis is the source of this 1161-nucleotide messenger RNA. RefSeq names its product multiple inositol polyphosphate phosphatase 1-like. Bases 43 to 1161 code for a protein of 372 amino acids. The transcript has 8 exons. Gene Ontology annotation, molecular function: acid phosphatase activity; inositol phosphate phosphatase activity. The record is from RefSeq and is a predicted model, not a curated record. Lineage: Eukaryota; Metazoa; Arthropoda; Insecta; Hymenoptera; Braconidae.
UCAGAUUUUUGUUCAACUGACGAUGAUGAUUUAUAUAACUACAUGGCAACAAAAACAGCUUAUAAUUAUGUUCGCGGUGAUGACGAGGAAAUACAAUCUAUUCCAAAUUGUCAGCCACUUCAGAUAUGGAUGUUAGCUCGACACGGAACCCGUUAUCCAACACAACAUGAAAUUAGGAAACUUAAAAAUAUACCACUUAUCAAAGAUCAGAUAAUCUAUAAUCACGAGAUAAAAAAUGGUAAAAAUAAUUUAUCAAUGAAUCAUACAUCAAAAAAUUACAUAUUUAGAAGCACUAAUCGUUCACGAACAAUUGAUAGUAUGGAUGCUUUUAUAGAGGGCUUAUUUGAAAAUAAAUUUGAUGUUGAAACAGUUGUGCCAACAGGAGAAGACACUCUACUCAAGCCAUAUAGUUAUUGUCCUCGAUGGAACGAAGCUAUUGAAACAGAUCCCAUAUAUUUUACUGAAUAUAAAAAAUUUAUAAACAGCAAAGAAUUUAUAAAUACUAUUAAUAAUGUCAAUGAAAGACUGGGCUAUCAAUCUAAUUUACCAUCAUCAAAAUUAUCAAUUGAUCCAUUGUUAGCCAUGUACAAUCUUUGCCGUUAUGAAAAAUCGUGGAUGCUUGAUAAAAUAUCACCAUGGUGUGGAGUGUUCAGCAAAGAUGAUUUAAAAGUCUUGGAAUUUUAUAACGAUCUUGAAUAUUAUUAUAAAUUUAAUCACGAUAAAAAAAUCAAUGAUUUGAUUGGAUGUUUUCCCUUGCAGGAUAUGUUUAAUAAUUUCAGGUCAUUAGAAGAAAAUGAUAACAAUGAAAAACCCAAGGGAAUUUUUUAUUUUACUCAUUCAAAAUUGAUACUUAGUUUUUUGAGUACCAUAGAUGUAACUCCAAAUCAAAAACCUCUUACUGCUGAUCAUUACAAGGAACAUUUAAAUCGAGAGUGGAAUACAUCCAUGUUAAGCCCGUUUAAUUCAAAUAUCAUUGCAGUUUUUUUCAGAUGUAAAAAACAAGAAUCACCAAACAAAGUAAUGUUUUAUUUGCAAGAAAAACCAUUGUUAUACGAGGGUUGCCAAAAUGGUCUUUGUGAUUGGGAAUAUUUGAAAGAAAAAUUUAGUGCAGUAGCCAAUGAGUGCAGCAUAGAUGCAUGUCACAUAGAAGAAAAUUAUUGA